Botrytis fragariae is the source of this 1494-nucleotide messenger RNA. RefSeq names its product putative mevalonate kinase protein. Gene Ontology annotation, biological process: isoprenoid biosynthetic process; ergosterol biosynthetic process. The transcript has 2 exons. Gene Ontology annotation, molecular function: mevalonate kinase activity; ATP binding. The record is from RefSeq and is a predicted model, not a curated record. Gene Ontology annotation, cellular component: cytoplasm. NCBI's taxonomy places the organism in Eukaryota, Fungi, Ascomycota, Leotiomycetes, Helotiales, Sclerotiniaceae. Bases 1 to 1494 code for a protein of 497 amino acids.
AUGCCUGUGCACGACAGCACCUACACCGAGAACGAUCGAAUUGCUAUAAUCAGCGAGAAUAUGGAGAAAGCGACUAUCAACGGCCUGAGCAAUGAUUCGAGUACUGGAAAAAGGAAGACUCCUUUGACUAGGAAGCAAUCUUCUCCUAUGAUGCCACCGUUUAUGGUAUCAGCUCCAGGAAAGGUUAUUGUAUUUGGAGAGCACGCGGUCGUGCAUGGAAAACCUGCGAUUGCUGCCGCGAUUUCACUCCGAUCAUAUCUUCUAGUUACAUCCCUUUCAAAAUCGAAGCGCACGAUUUCCCUUCGUUUUCCCGACAUUAAUCUCUCACAUACUUGGAAUAUCGAUGACCUGCCAUGGAGCACCUUUUCGCACCCGUCGAAGAAGAAGCACUAUUAUGAUGAGGUCACAUCUUUAGAUCCAGAAUUGGUCGCAGCCAUGAAACCACAUCUUGAGAACAUUUCUCCUGAGGAAUCACCCGCCAUACGAAAGAUACACCAGAGCUCUGCCUCGUCAUUUUUAUACAUAUUUUUAUCACUCGGUUCACAAUCAUUCCCGGGUUGUUUAUAUACACUUCGCUCAACAAUUCCAAUUGGUGCAGGUCUUGGUAGUAGUGCCUCGAUAUCUGUCUGUCUUUCGUCCGCACUUUUGUUGCAGAUUCGCACAUUAUCCGGACCACAUCCGGAUCAACCAUCUAAUGAGGCAAGCUUACAACUUGAGAGAAUCAAUCGUUGGGCAUUUGUGGGUGAAAUGUGCAUACAUGGAAAUCCGUCUGGGGUCGAUAAUACAGUCUCGACGCAAGGAAAAGCAGUGAUCUAUCAAAAAUUCUCUGAUGGACCCACUGUGAAGCCAUUGAGAAAUUUCCCAGAACUCCCUCUGCUGCUUGUAGACACGCAGCAAGCAAAAUCUACGGCUCAUGAGGUUGCUAAAGUGGGGUUGUUAAAGCAGAAGCACCCAGCUAUUGUAGAUUCGAUAUUGAAUGCUAUUGAUAUGGUUGGUCAAUCAGCCGCGGCCAUGAUUUCAGAUCCAGAGUACGAUAGCAAAGAUCUUGAGUGCGUUGAGAGCCUGGGAAAAUUGAUGACAGUCAACCAUGGACUUCUAGUUUCUUUAGGAGUAUCUCACCCUCGUCUGGAGCGCAUUCGGGAACUUGUCGACCAUGAAGGAAUUGGCUGGACUAAGCUUACUGGUGCCGGAGGGGGAGGGUGCUCUAUUACAUUAUUGAAGCCGGAUACUACACAUGAGAGAAUGGCACGUUUAGAGGAAACAUUGGAGACUGAAGGCUACAAAAAAUUCGAGACUACACUAGGUUGUGAUGGAGUGGGUGUUUUAUGGCCCGCAGUGAUCAAGAAUGGAGAAGAUGAUGAUUUUGGGGGAGAUGAAAUCGACCAAGAAAAAUUCCUCAACGCUGAAGGUAUAGAAGGAGUUGAGGAAUUGGUUGGAGUUCAUGGACAAAGUGGUGAUAGGGAAGCAUGGAAGUUCUGGAAGGUUGAAGAUUAG